AUGAGCAGUGUAGAACAACAAGCACCUGCGCCGGCUGCGGCUACAUCACCGCAGCAGCAGCCUCUGGGCACCCCCACACAACAGAACGCGCCCACUCCUGCGUCUGUUGCAAACUCAUCCAGCGACUCGCUUGUCUGCCAGUGGCAGUCUUGCGGCGAGCGUCUGCCUUCUGCCGAGCAGCUCUACGAUCACGUUUGCGAACGCCAUGUUGGCCGCAAGAGCACCAACAACUUGAAUCUGACUUGUCAAUGGGGUAACUGCCGUACCACGACUGUAAAGCGUGACCACAUCACGUCGCACAUUCGUGUCCACGUCCCGUUGAAGCCGCAUAAGUGCGACUUCUGCGGGAAGGCUUUCAAGCGCCCUCAGGAUCUGAAGAAGCACGUCAAGACUCACGCUGAUGACUCUGUCUUGCUUCGCUCGCCUGAGCCCAACCGUGGCGGUCCCCACGGUGCCGGUGGCUACCCCGGUCAAAGCGGCAAGCUCGUUGCUGAUUUGCAGGCCCUUGCCGCUACAGCGAGUGGAUACCAGUAUCCUGAUGGUGCUCUUGGCCCUAACGGAGCCUAUGGCCAGCAACACCCUGGAGGCGCUCCUGCCGGAUUCUACGGAGGCCCGCCCCAGAACUCCGCCUAUGGCCCAGUCUACUAUGCUGUCAACCAGACGCAGCAGCUGACCAACGACUAUGAGAUCCGUAAGCGCGCAGCAUACGAUGCCUUGAAUGAGUUCUUUGGCGACGCCAAGCGCCGUUCCAUCGACCCCUCCACCUACUACGACGUUGGUCAGCGUCUGAUGGGUCUCCAGGGUGUCCAGCUCCCUGUUCUUGGUGGCUACCAAUCUUCUGGCAUGUCCGAGUAUGGCCACGGCGGCACCAUGGUCGCUCAGGCUUCGCACCCUCCUAUGCACCACCCCUACUCGCUGCCUCUGCCUAACCUGAGGACGAAGAGUGAUCUUUUGAACAUCGACCAGUUCUUGGAGCAGCUCCAGAGCACCGUCUACGAGCACCCCAACCACGCCGCGGCUGCUGGUGUCCAGCAAGCCGGUGCUCACUACGUCCACACUGGUGCCGGCUACCGCUCGAGUCACUCGCCACCUGGUCUGUCAAGCAGCCACUCCCAGUCUUCGCACGCCACUGCUGCUCCCAACGACACCCCAGCGUUGACCCCUGCAUCCAGCGUCCUGUCAUACAGCUCGCAGCACUCUCCUGGUGCCACUCACUCUUCCAGCGGUGUUUCGCCUACUUCCAGGUCUUCGAUUGGAAGCAUGUACCCAACUCUCCCAUCGGUCAGCGCCAUGUCUGACAUGUCCGCUGCGGCUCCCUCGUCGGGUCUUGCACCUGCUUUCGAUGCUGAUGGCCGACGGAGAUUCUCGGGUAACCUGCUCCAGAAGGCAGCUCCAGACCGAAGUGAGGAAGACGAGAUGGACACGGGGUCGGACGGGUCGUCCAAGUCCCGCCGUAACUCGGAACAGGACAGCCUGCACCACGACGUCAACCAGCUGGCUAUCCACUCUCCUAAGGUUGACCCUGCUCUUCGCUCGCCAAGUGUAGUGUCGGAUGCUCCCACAGAAACAGCAAACGACUCUGGUCACUGGGUUGAGAACAUCCGUGUGAUUGAGAGGCUCAGGGCCUGGCUCAAGGAGCGUCUCGACACUCGUGACUACCUCGACGAAGAGGAGAACGCUGUCAAGGAGGAGCAUCGCACGAUUGAGGACGAAGAUGAGCACAACCUCUACCCUGUCCUUCGUGCUGUGCAAGAAGGCCGGGAGUAG
This is a messenger RNA of Ascochyta rabiei, 1767 nucleotides long. RefSeq lists its product as uncharacterized. NCBI's taxonomy places the organism in Eukaryota, Fungi, Ascomycota, Dothideomycetes, Pleosporales, Didymellaceae. Bases 1 to 1767 code for a protein of 588 amino acids. Gene Ontology annotation, cellular component: nucleus. The transcript has 3 exons. Gene Ontology annotation, biological process: positive regulation of transcription by RNA polymerase II. The record is from RefSeq and is a predicted model, not a curated record.